GAGGAGCUGCCGCUGCCCCUGGAGCACUUCCUGCAGAGGAUGGCCCGGAGACCCCGGCCCCAGCAGUUCUUCGGCCUCAUGGGCAAGCGGGAUGCCGGAUAUGGCCAGAUCUCUCACAAAAGAUCCUCUGAAAGGAGCAUAGCACAGAAUUAUGAACGGAGGCGUAAAUGAGACAUUCCCGUGCAUUAUUUAUUAAACUUCAUUUGUUCCAAUGGCCAACGCAGUGUAAUAUAAACUAACCACUGUACGGAAUAAUUAUUUAUUUAAUAAUAACCAACGGGUUGGGGUUUUUUUGAGUUGUACAUUCAAUAAAAUGAUUAUUUUUCAUAUUGUGGCAAUGAUACGUGUUGUGUAGGUAUGUUGUGGUUCUGAAAGGACCAGCAACCCUGGUGACGUCUCACAACAAAGCACAUCGUUUGAUAUGACCUGUAAAGUUAUGUUCACUAGGCAAUGAAAAUCUUUUGUUCAUUGAAAGCGAGUCUAUCAGCUUCACAGACAAUGCAGAACAGAGCUGAUGUACAGUCUAGUGCCUCAAUUUGUUUUCAUGGUUUAUAAUGUACUGUAAUUUCUGUAUCGAAAAAUAUAUUUGUAUCAUUGCAGCAUGUUUUAUGUUUUGUGACUACGUAUCUAUAUAUUUUAAACAGGUGGGGUGGGUAAGGUUUGAAUGGGAAUUUGAGGUCUUAAUUUCAUAGUCUGGAAUUUUCUGAUAGUAACAUUUUAAAUAAAAAGUACUCUGGGGAUUUUGCAACAUA
This is a messenger RNA of Phaethon lepturus (White-tailed tropicbird), 752 nucleotides long. It is a transcript of the gene TAC1, whose product is annotated as tachykinin, precursor 1. NCBI's taxonomy places the organism in Eukaryota, Metazoa, Chordata, Aves, Phaethontiformes, Phaethontidae. The record is from RefSeq and is a predicted model, not a curated record. The annotation marks the transcript as partial. The transcript is spliced from 3 exons. Gene Ontology annotation, biological process: tachykinin receptor signaling pathway.